Messenger RNA from Trichoderma asperellum CBS 433.97, 1877 nucleotides. RefSeq lists its product as uncharacterized. Gene Ontology annotation, molecular function: aldehyde dehydrogenase (NAD+) activity. Gene Ontology annotation, biological process: polyamine catabolic process. The record is from RefSeq and is a predicted model, not a curated record. NCBI's taxonomy places the organism in Eukaryota, Fungi, Ascomycota, Sordariomycetes, Hypocreales, Hypocreaceae.
GUGGCAUUACCCCGCUUGUCAUGAAACCCCCACACCGGCGUCAACAGCGGCGGUAAUUUAUGCAGGGAAGUAUCUUCACGAGAAUCUUGGAAGCUUUGUAAAUGCCACUGCUCGCCGCGGAGUCCGAUCUGCUAGAUAUACCAGCAUAUAUUUGCGGUAACCGUUUGUCUAUAUAUGACUUUUACCAUUCAUUCCAUCUCCUGAAACAGAAUCUACUGCCAGUCUCACAUACGCGUCACAAAACCCAUCAAGCCAAAUCAUGACUGUGCCCUCAGUUGACCUCGCUGCACCAAACGGUGUUAAAUGGAGCCAGCCUGUUGGGCUGUUUAUUAAUAACGAGUUUGUCGCGUCAUCCACCGGCGAGACAAUCGCGUCUAUUGACCCAGCUACCGAAGAAGUUAUUGUUAGUGUUCAUGCUGCCAGUGCCGAAGAUGUAGACAAAGCUGUAAAGGCCGCAAAGACGGCUCUGAAAGCGCCAGACUGGAAACUGCUUUCAGGCUCUGAACGAGGCCAGUUGAUGUGGCGCCUCGCUGAUCUAAUGGAGGCAAAGAAGGAACUCUUUGCAACAAUUGAAGCGUGGGAUAAUGGAAAAAGCUAUCGCGAAGCAUUGGAGGUAGACCUUGUCGAAGCUGUAGCUGUGAUACGGUAUUAUGCUGGCUUCUGUGAUAAAUACUUUGGACAAGUAAUCAGCACAACGCAUCAAAAAUUCGCGUACACUCUCCGCCAGCCGAUUGGAGUUGUUGGUCAGAUCAUCCCAUGGAAUUAUCCCCUAUCAAUGGCUACCUGGAAGCUGGGGCCUGCCCUUGCUUGCGGCAACACCGUGGUGCUCAAAGCUGCGGAGCAGACGCCGUUGAGUAUCCUCGUUCUUGGAGAGCUUAUAAAGGAGGCAGGUUUCCCGCCUGGAGUUGUAAACUUCAUCAAUGGGCUGGGCAAAGACGCUGGCUCUGCUCUGGUAAACCAUCCUUUAGUCGAUAAAAUUGCCUUUACGGGCUCAACGGCCACGGCCUCAAGCAUUAUGGCAACUGCGGCCAAGACGUUGAAGAAUAUCACUCUCGAAUCAGGAGGAAAAUCGCCUCUUUUGGUGUUCAAAGACGCUGAUAUGGACCAGGCCGCCAAAUGGUCUCACUUGGGAAUCAUGUCUAAUCAAGGACAAAUUUGCACUGCUACGUCCCGAAUCUUGGUCCAAGAUGAGGUGUAUGACGACUUUGUCAAGAGAUUCCUUGAGACUGUAAGCACGACGAGCAAAGUAGGCCACCAGUGGGCGGAAGACACAUACCAGGGCCCACAGGUAUCCAAAGCCCAGUACGAUAGAGUACUGGGGUAUAUCGAGAUUGGAAAAAACGAAGGUGCCAAGAUCGCUGCCGGAGGCCAUGCUCUCUCAAUUGGAGACAAAGGCAAGGGCUAUUUCAUCUCCCCCACCGUCUUCACCGAAGUAAAUACUUCGAUGCGCAUUUACCAGGAAGAAAUCUUUGGUCCCGUCGUUGUUAUCCUACGAUUCAAGACGGAAGAAGAAGCGAUAGAACUGGCCAAUGACUCAAUCUAUGGCCUAGGAGCUGCCGUCUUUACCAAGGACCUGGAAAGGGCUCAUCGUGUGUCAGCUGAGAUCGAAUCUGGGAUGGUUUGGGUCAACAGCAGCCAAGAUUGCGAUCCGCGAAUACCCUUUGGAGGUGUUAAGCAGAGUGGUAUCGGCAGAGAGCUUGGAGAGGCGGGCCUGGAAGCGUAUUCUCAGACCAAAGCUGUGCAUGUCAAUAUGGGAAAUCGGUUAUAGAUGCAUUGACUCGGGAAUAACCGACAUCUCUACUUCAUAACGCGGUAGUAUCAUUUUAAUGUUCUAAUGUCAUAGAGGGGAAAACAAAAUUACAGCGUAAGAUUAAAUG